Messenger RNA from Cannabis sativa, 2192 nucleotides. Its product is annotated as endo-1,4-beta-xylanase 5-like. The record is from RefSeq and is a predicted model, not a curated record. Gene Ontology annotation, biological process: carbohydrate metabolic process. The coding region runs from base 411 to 2132 and encodes 573 amino acids. NCBI's taxonomy places the organism in Eukaryota, Viridiplantae, Streptophyta, Magnoliopsida, Rosales, Cannabaceae. Gene Ontology annotation, molecular function: hydrolase activity, hydrolyzing O-glycosyl compounds. The transcript has 7 exons.
AUGGAAAAGUAAUGGAUACUGGAUAUUGUAUACUAAUUAUUACAGAUCCUACAUUCUAUAUAAUCCACUCUAUAUUAUACAAAAUUACAUUGUAAUGAGGAUCCUGUUAAGGUAUGAGUGGUUGGAUACAGAUUUACUGACCACAAAUUAUGAUACAUCAAUAGUUGUCAAAGAGAAUUAAAAGAGAAAGGAAAGUGCUCACUGUAUUAAUAAAACAGUUACCAUUUACAUUUAUAUAAUUUUUUUUUUUACUUUUUGAGGAAUAUAUUACUCAAUUUCAAGAAUGGGUACAAACAUGCAAUAUAUGUGUAUUUUGUAGUUUGUAUGUACCUAUAUAAAUUCAACCAUUUUUCAUCACUUCUUUAUAUCAUUUUCUUUCUUCCCAAACACCUUUUUUUCUCUGUGUAGUGAUGAAGGCUUUCAUUGAUACUUGUGGCUUAUUACUUUUGUUCUUAUGGGUCUUCUCAGGGCAUGGCCUUUAUGCUUCACCAUACAAUUACUAUGCAACCACAAAGUGCUUGAAAGAGCCCCAAAAAGCUCUGUAUGGAGGUGGUGUAAUAGUUAAUCCAGAGUUUAACCAUAAUAACAGUCAAGGGUGGAUGGUGUUUGGGAAAGGAAAAAUAGAGCAACGAUUAUCAAAGGAAGGAAAUAACCCAACACACCCAUUACAUAGUUUCUCUCACCAAGUUCAAGUUGAGAAUGGAAAAAUCUAUUCUUUCUCAGCUUGGAUUCAAGUCAGUGAAGGAAGUGAGGAUGUAACAGUUGUCUUUAAAUCCAAUAAGGGAUAUCUUAUACAUGGUGGCACAACCACAGCUAAUAGUGGAUGUUGGACUCUGCUAAAAGGUGGUAUGGUGGCAAAUUUCUCUGGCCCUCUUGAUAUUUCUUUUGAGACCAAGAAUACAUCAGUAGAAAUUUGGGUUGACAGUGUUUCACUUCAACCAUUCACCCAGAAGCAAUGGAGAUCCCAACAAGAAAAAAGCAUUAACAAGGUUAGAAGAAGUAAGGUAAGGAUUCAAGUAAGCGAUGAGAAUAGAACUCUAUUGCAAGGUGCUGUAGUGUCUAUUAAGCAGAAAAAACCAGGAUUUUUAUUUGGAUGUUGUAUGAACCACAAUAUACUAACAAGUACUCAGUACCAAAAUUGGUUCUCAUCAAGAUUUCAUGCUACUACUUUCACAAAUGAGAUGAAAUGGUAUAGUACUGAGAAUGUACAAGGCCAAGAAAACUACUCCACUGCAGAUGCCAUGGUGGAAUUUGCCCAAAAGCAUGGCAUUUCUAUUAGAGGUCACAACAUAUUUUGGGAUGAUCCUAUUUACCAGCCUUAUUGGGUUCGUUCUCUUUCUCCAGAUGAGUUGCGAAAGGCGGCGGCUAAAAGAAUCAAUUCUGUAGUUUCUAAGUACAGAGGAAAGGUAAUUGGGUGGGAUGUUAUGAAUGAGAAUAUGCAUUUCAAUUUCUUUGAGGAUAAACUUGGUAAAACUGCUUCUGCUGAUUACUACAAAAUAGCUCAGCAACUUGAUCCACAAACAACCAUGUUCCUUAAUGAGUAUAAUACAAUUGAGUAUUCUGGUGACACUGCUGUUACCCCAGCUAAAUACCUUAACAAAAUUAGGGAGAUUUUGUCUUAUCCUGGAAAUGCUCAUUUGAAAUUGGGAAUAGGAUUAGAAGGUCAUUUCACUGCUGAUCAACCAAACCUUGCAUAUAUGAGAUCUGCUUUGGACAUUUUAGGUGCAACAAAGUUUCCCAUUUGGCUUACAGAAAUAUCAGUGGCUAACAGCCCCAAUGAAGCUAAAUACUUGGAAGAGGUACUAAGAGAGGGCUAUGCUCAUCCUGCUGUACAAGGCAUAAUCAUGUUUACAGGUCCAGUCUCUGCUGGUUUUAACACCCCAAUUCUUGCUGAUCAAAAUUUCAAGAACACUCCAUCUGGUGAUGUGGUUGAUAAGUUGCUUAAAGAGUGGAACUCUGGGGCUGAUCAAGACACCAUAACAGAUAGUCAAGGAUUCAUAGAUGUUACACUCUCUCAUGGGGACUAUGAUCUAACUAUAAAGCACCCUUUUACAAACUCUUCAUCUACUCUCAGUUUAAGGGUUGAAAAAGAUAAACCAUUAGGAAUCAUACAUGUAAAUAUUGAUACCUGAAAUACCAUUGUACUGUAUUGCAUAUAAAAACUUAAUAAGAGGUGUUUUUUUUCUUCUUCA